Ochlerotatus camptorhynchus is the source of this 799-nucleotide messenger RNA. RefSeq names its product SWI/SNF complex subunit SMARCC2-like. Bases 179 to 799 code for a protein of 206 amino acids. The transcript is spliced from 3 exons. The record is from RefSeq and is a predicted model, not a curated record. Lineage: Eukaryota; Metazoa; Arthropoda; Insecta; Diptera; Culicidae.
UGAUAAUACGUAUCUGGGACCGUUGUCCUACCAGCCGAUUCCGUUCAGUAAGACUGGCAAUCCGAUUAUGUCGACGGUUGCGUUCCUGGCUUCGGUAGUAGAUCCGAGGAUUUCUGCCAGAGCUGCCAAGGCCGCAAUGUAAGAGUUUGCCGCUAUUAAGGACGAAGUCCCCGCUACGAUGAUGGAUGCCCAUCUGAAAAAUUUAGAAAAGUUCAGCUUCGGAGGAAAGUUUGAUCCGUACGCUGGGUUGGCAACAAGCGGCAUUGCCGGUACUGGUCCUUACAAGGAUAAGGAAGAUGAAGAGAGCAAAGUCCCUGGAGCCGCUGGCACUGCCGGAACGGGUGCUCCAGCUACUCCGGGAUCCACUGAUGUCGAGAUGAAGGAUGGUUCCAAGAAGGACGACGAGAAUUCUUCUCAAGAAGAUGAUGCUAAAACGUCUGAUUCUAAUGCUGCGGCAGGAUGCGACCAGCAAAAGUCAGAGGCCGUAGCAGAAGCCGACAAGGGUAAGGACAAGGAAGGACCUUCGGAACUUGCCAAGGAGAAUGGUGACCCGAAGGUAUUUAACGAGGGAAAUCUCCAAUCGGCAGCAGCCGCCGUCAAAGCAAAACACUUAGCUGCCGUUGAAGAGAAGAAAUUCAAGAGCUUGGUUGCUCUGCUGGUCGAAACACAGAUGAAGAAACUGGAGCAGGCUCAUCAGCGAUUCCUGCUGGAACAAGGUCAAUGGCAGCAGCCUGCGAUAGGUGGUGCUCCGGCAGCUGGCGUUACUCCGCCUCAGCAACCUCCGCAAGGCCCACCCUGA